Ichthyophthirius multifiliis is the source of this 1215-nucleotide messenger RNA. RefSeq lists its product as hypothetical. The transcript has 2 exons. The record is from RefSeq and is a predicted model, not a curated record. Lineage: Eukaryota; Ciliophora; Oligohymenophorea; Hymenostomatida.
AUGGAAGAUGUUAGAAAUGUAGCAAAUAGAAAAAUUGAUAUGACAGAUAUUUAUAAAUACUCUUUAUAAUUUCCAACAAAAAAUAUGUUUUUUAGAAAUUUAAUCCCUAAAUAUACUUACAAAACUUUAUCUGCAGAAAGUUAUUUAUUCAACCAAAGAGAUUCCAAUUUAUAAAAAAAAUCGCGAACAGCCGUUCUAAAACCCCUUCACGGUUGCAACCACACCGAAGGUUCAUCCGACGAAGUUCAUUUAUUAGGCGUUCCAUUAACAAAACAUCAAACCAAUCCGACAUAAUAUGAUUCGAUAUCUCCUUUAUUAGAAAUAAACCAGCCAGAUUUGAUUUUUGUAUAAAUGGACCCAGCCCCCUAUGUAGCCCGUUAGCGUUUUCUAGCCCAUAAAUGUGCCUUGAAAGAAGUUGAAGAUUAUGAGUAAAACGCUGUGCAUAUAAUAGAUCCUACUAAGCCAUUAGAUUGGGAAGAAUGCGUGAUUAAUUUGACUAUUUUAGAUAUGUUAUAAAGGAAUUAAGCACAUACAGAGUUUAAAUAUAUAGAUACAUUUAAUACUUUUUCAUAUCCUUAUUUAUAAGAAGACGCCUAAAAAAGCCAUAAAAAAUUAUCCAAACCUUUUAUAAAUGCAAUAAACGAGCAUAUUAUAUAUAAAAAUUACUCCCAAUACCCUGAUAUUAAUAAGACUUUAUUUACUGGAUUAAUGGGAAAAUAAAAAGUGCUUCUAGGUGAUAUGCCAGAAUAGUUAUUGAGAUUGAUUCUAGGAAACACAGUGGAUAUUUAAGAAAUGAGAGAUUUAUUUAAGUUUUUGCUUUUAAAAAUGAAGGAACUUAAAUAGCCAAUUUCUAUGAGAGAUGCAGCUUAUAAUUUUUUACCUCAUGUAUUUAAUUUACCAAGAGACUUAUAUAUGACCGCGAUUUUAAAAGAAGCUUUUUAAGCUUGUUAGUAGAUUGUAGCUGUUGUAGGGAUACAUCAUAUGAAUCCUAUGAUAUAGUAUUGGGAAGGGGCUCCCUCGGGAAUUAAUUUUAGCGAAGCUACAAGAAUUCCAGAAAGGAUAAGGGGAGAAACCGAUGAAGUUUUGAUUGAAAAUAGGCUAUUAUGGAUGUUAUUUUAAGCACAAGAGUCUGGGGCGAAAAAUACAUUGCUAAUCCAUUUCUUUAUAUAGAGGAGGAUAUUACAAAAAUUAAAGAAGCGGAAUUUUAGACGAUGA